Blumeria graminis f. sp. triticale is the source of this 84-nucleotide messenger RNA. NCBI's taxonomy places the organism in Eukaryota, Fungi, Ascomycota, Leotiomycetes, Helotiales, Erysiphaceae. The record is from the annotation of a GenBank genome assembly.
AUGAGCGGGAUACGGUCGAGAGAGAGGCACAUGGGAGUAAAGAUAGUGGUAGCCAGUGGCAAAGGCGGCGCGAUAACGAACUGA